Messenger RNA from Exaiptasia diaphana, 3984 nucleotides. RefSeq lists its product as uncharacterized. The transcript is spliced from 16 exons. The record is from RefSeq and is a predicted model, not a curated record. NCBI's taxonomy places the organism in Eukaryota, Metazoa, Cnidaria, Anthozoa, Actiniaria, Aiptasiidae. Gene Ontology annotation, molecular function: calcium ion binding; signaling receptor activity; protein binding. The coding region runs from base 513 to 3152 and encodes 879 amino acids.
UGGCUCAGGUGUUUUUGUUUCUUGUCUUUGCUGUUGGUGUAAAAUGUUUACAACAUGGUACAUUGCGAAUAGGCCARACAUCACCAGACAGUUAUUACUGUGAUGAUAUCAUCUUCCCAAAGRCCUUUUCAGGGGCUGAAUCUGUUAAAGUCUUUACUUCUGUAGGCUUUGGUUUGAGAUCUUCGCGUGUUCAUGACGUAGUGUUCACGUGGGUCGAAUCAGUCACUACAAUAGGAUUUAAAGUUUGCCUAUUAGAGAGUGGGACUGGAUCCAAUGGGAAUGCGACUAUUAACUGGAUAGCUUAUCAAGAAGCGGAGUCUGGUGUUGACGAUGGGACUGUGAGGCUUAAUGAAUGGACGACUGAGACUCAAUGCAGCCGUGUGCCACUAACAAAGAUUUAUUCCAGAAAACCACAUGUUUUCGUUACUGCUCUUCACAAUGUGUUGGAUAGAAAACAAGAUGCAGCCACUGUUUGGGUCAAGGACAUCACAAGAGAUACCUUUACAGUUUGCAUGAGGGAAGCAAGAACCUUUGAAGGGCGCCACAAAGAUCUUGAAGUGAUUUGGAUGGCAAUGAUUGAUGUCCCCAAGACAUGGAAAUAUCGCGACUUCAUCAGCCUCGAAUUCCCAAGCUCGCUUAAACCCACAGAAGCUGACAAUGAUGCGUUAUGUAAGAUGAUUAAUUUCAAGGAACCUUACUAUGCACCACCCACAAUAGUUCUUACCCCACAAAGCUUGUACGACAAUAACGACAGCAGCAUUAACUCUGCAUCCUCUUCAUGUAACUCCAUUUCUGCCUGGGUUGAGGAAACUACAARCUUUCACUUCAAGACCUGUGCAAAAUCUUUCUCGGGAUUAAACGGAAAACAGCAUCCUAUCCAAGUACAAUACCUUGUGUUUGGAGAUCUUGAUCCUUGCAUUAACAAAACCUGUGAAUACUUUGGUGUUUGUGAAGCGAUAUCGCCAAGUAUUGGUCAAUGCGUGUGUGUAAAACAAUGUCCUCCUUACCAAGAUCUCGUGUGUGCUUCCAACGGCCGAACUUUUGAUAACAUAUGCACAAUGAAAAGAGAGAUUUGUCAAACUAAUGGCAACUAUUCAUAUUACCAUCCAGGCAGUUGCCAUGGUUUUCCUUUGGAUAAAGGGAGGAAAUCUCUUAGUAAAGAUUCCUCUUUUUCCGAAUCUCACUGUGAGGUGGUUUMUUUUAAACCCUAUACGUUUUACCCAAACAAACCCAUCCAUGUCCAGAUGACAGUGAACUACAUAAACACGUCAUAUCCGGUUCAAAUCCAUGAUGCAACAGUCGUGUGGUCAGAAAAUGUGAACCUGGAAAAUUACACUGUAUGUAUUGCCAAGACUGGUAGAAACGACAAAGAGACAAGCAAUGUGGCGUCUGUUGAUUGGAUAGCUUAUCAAGGCUCCCCUAAUGGAGCGAUGACUGGAAAGGAGCCAAUAGCAAAAUGGGGAUCUGGUACAAAGUGUACAACCCUAUCAUUCCCAAAAGGAAAAUUCACAAAACCUCCCACAGUUUUAGUCACCCUAGAUCACGAAAGAGAUGGAUUAAAAUAUGACGCUGCCAGCGUUUGGACGGAAAACAUUACCUCAUCAUCGUUUCAAGUUUGUGCAAGAGAACUACAAAACUUUGAUGGAAUUCAUGAGGAGCUUGAAGUGGAUUGGAUAGCGUUUGAAACACUUCAUUUUCCACUCUUUUCGGAGCAUGGCAGCGUUUACUUUCCAAAUGAUCACACUCCAUUAGAAUCCAACAAUUACGCGUUUUGCAAGAAUGUGACUAUGAAAAGAAACUAUACAACGCCUCCACUUGUGAUGAUAACCGCUACUCACACCACAGUUGCUGGUAGUACUAAGCCAACGUGUAACGGAAUUUCUGCUUGGAUAGAGGACAUAAGCAUGACAGUGUUCCGAGUAUGUCUUCAAGAGCUGUUUUCUGAACAGUAUGACCCUGUAUCCAUACAGUACGCAGUUGUAUCAGAUAUCUGUGGCAAAGAGUGGACAUACUUUAAUGGCUUCUGCUACAAAACGAACUCCUCUUGCUUGUCAUGGCAAGCUGCUCAAUCCAGUUGCAUUGCCGACAAUGCCAACCUAACGUCCAUUACAAGUCAAGAAGAGAAUACAUUUGUUCAGCAUCGACAUGCUGGCGAUACAGGCUGGAUAGGUUUACAGGAUAUUGACAGCGAAGGCAACUUUACCUGGAUUGAUGGCACUUCUUCCAACAACUUUACAUACUGGGCUCAGAACCAACCAAACGAUUACCCUGGUGACCAGGAUUGUGUGCACACUUUGGGACUACGUCAUGACUAUCAUUGGAAUGACGUUAGCUGCGAGUCUUGUCACGCCUUCACAUGUAAACGAGAGAUAGACGAAUGCCUAACAAGUGAUGUUUGCCAUGCUAAUGCAGAAUGUAUUAACAGUCACAGAUCUUUUCAUUGUGAAUGCAAACCUGGUUUCAGCGGUGAUGGGUUUCAGUGCACAGCCAUUGAGCCUAGAUCAUGCCUUGACAUCCUUCAGCUUAAGAUGUCACAUGGAACUGGUGAUCAAUACUGGAUCGACCCAUCCAACUCAGGGGUCCCAUUUCAAGUGUUUUGCGAUAUGGAUACGGAUGGAGGAGGAUGGACUUUGGUGUCUAACUAUGUCAUUCCAAGUUCGGGGUUCAAGCCAUCUCUUGACGUCAUUUAUUCGUACGCUGGCAUUGGGCGCUAUGGAAACCAAAGAAUGGUCAUAUCUUCUGAUGCAUUGCGGGAUCUUCAGUUGGURACCUCAUUCACGCAGUUGAGAUGGCAGUGUCGAAAGUCGUCCGUGGGGCGCACGAUAGACAUCAUGACAUCCAAGAAUGCCUCUGGAUAUGCUACUGUCGAUUACUUUAAGUCAGCUAACUCCCCAAGGCCAGAUAUCUGUGGCUCGUAUUAUUCAGGACCUGAUGACAACUCAUUGACUUCAAGACGAAAAUGCUCAGAAUGGUGUUAUAUUGGAAAAUGGUCUCAUGCAGGAUGGGAAGACAAGUAUUACAAAGUCUAUGAUCAUCCCUUUUACGUGGCGCAUAACUACCACUUUAUUAUCACCUCUGGACCAAGGCUGGAAUGCGAUGACUACAAUGGCGGUGUCUCACCUGGUGAUUUCUGGAAGAUUUAUGUUCGUUAAACUAUGGCACAUCAAGUUUCUAUAGAUUUUUUUAGAUCAUUGACAAUUAUAGAUUUUUUUAUAUCAAUUUAUUCUUAUAACAUUAGAAAUAGAAUUAGAAAUUAAAUAUAUUGGAAAAGAAUUGAAGAUCAACAAAGGGAUUUACACUCAUGUGUCUAAAUUUAGUUGUAAAACCUUUGGCGGAUAAAGUGAGUGCACUCUAUAAGCAUAAUGACAAGAAUUUCAUGUAUAGGAAUAGAUUAGACUUGCUCCAAUAAGUCUCUGUUUACUCUCGGCCAACGAUGAAAUUUCCCUUAUGAACGCUAUUACGAAGAGUUGCCGUGAGAAUGGGCAAGAGAAGAGUAGAGGAGCAUAAUAUAUACGUAAAAGGUUUGUAUCGUUUGUGUCGGUAUCAUGUAUGGCAUGAAACAAGAACAAGAAAUGCUACAUAUAAUUCUGAAAGGUAUUGAAAAUAUGAGAAACAUAUAUCUGUUAUAUAAGUAAUACAGUGGCCUACAUGCCAUUAAGUAGUUUUAACUACUUCCACGUCACUGGAAGCCAUGUGAUUAUAUAUUGACACAAAUGAUAAUAAAGUGUAAAAGUGUACUUUUGUAGAUAUGCUGAAUAUUAUUUAGGAUUAAUAAUUUGAUUUGUUAUUAUGACAUACAUAUUUAUGAAAAAAUAUUGAGUUCAAAAGUUUUUACGUGAUUGGUAGUCCUAACUGAACUUCGAAGAUUGCUUGGAUGAUGCCCUAUGGGUGAUUUUAUGAACAAAGAGUUGUGGUUGUCCUCCGCGAGAACAUUUUAAAAAAAUUCCCAAGAUGCACAUCGAUCUUGUUGUCACAAUGUAAUAA